This is a messenger RNA of Lutra lutra (Eurasian river otter), 3781 nucleotides long. RefSeq names its product MAP7 domain containing 2 (gene MAP7D2). Gene Ontology annotation, biological process: microtubule cytoskeleton organization. NCBI's taxonomy places the organism in Eukaryota, Metazoa, Chordata, Mammalia, Carnivora, Mustelidae. The transcript is spliced from 18 exons. Bases 109 to 2526 code for a protein of 805 amino acids. The record is from RefSeq and is a predicted model, not a curated record. Gene Ontology annotation, cellular component: microtubule cytoskeleton.
CGCCGUGUGCGCACGCUGUGUGAGGAGGACGCGUGCGCGUGCGGGUGCGCGCGGGUCCGGUGCGGCGCGGCGGUUCCGGCAGUGCGCCUGUGCAGCCCGCGCGUCCGGAUGGAGCGCGGUGGCGGCUGCGGGGCUGCAAGCGGGACGGAGGGGGCUACGCGGGGAUCCCCACUCCCCGGGAAGAUGGCCGAGUCAGGCGCCGUGCGGACUUCCCCGCCCAACCACCGACCUUCAGGCAUGGAUGGAUUUUUAAGAUCUGAUGAGAGACAAAGACUAGCUAAAGAAAGACGAGAAGAAAGAGAAAAAUGUCUUGCUGCCCGGGAGCAGCAGAUCCUGGAGAAACAGAAAAGAGCGAAACUCCAGUAUGAAAAGCAAAUUGAGGAGCGAUGGCGGAAACUGGAAGAGCAGCGGCAGCGGGAGGACCAGAAGAGGGCAGCUGUGGAGGAGAAGAGGAAGCAGAAGCUCCGGGAGGAGGAGGAGCGGCUGGAGGCGAUGAUGCGCCGGUCCCUGGAGCGCACGCAGCAACUGGAGCUGAAGAAGAAGUGCUCGUGGGGAGCUUCACUGGCCAAUGGGCCUGGAGGUCGUGAUGGUGAAUCAGAAAAUACCCCACCCCCUCCUCUAGGUUUAGCAGCCAGCGCCCUCCCUCCGGACCCAGGGACCACUGCCACCACUGCCGAGUCCACCAACGCAUGUGACAAACUUUCAACAUCAACCAUGAAUUUGCCAAAGCAGACGGAGCCUCCCAUGAGUAAGCGCCUGUCUUCAUCCACCGUGGCAAUAUCCUAUUCCCCAGACCGAGCUCAUCGUACAAACCUUAGUCCCAUGGAAACCUUUCUUGUUAUGCGACUCUUGACACCUACACAGGCUUCUUUAGCCAGAAGCAGAAGUGCACUCAUGCUCUCUGAGCAGGCCAGUGACUCAGUAUCCCAUGCCUGUCCUCGUGUAGCUCCUGCUGGCGCUCUUAAAUCUUCUUACAAGUCUUCUCCUACUCGGAGUGCUGAGAGGAAGAAGACUCCGUCUACAUCUGGUGCAGGAGAUUCUGGGAAAGGAGCCCCUGCAGGAGCAGAGGCCUCUCCGACAGAGAAGAUGAAGAGGAGUCCUCGAACAACUUCUGUUCCCAGUGUGGGCCUUGGGUCUCCUUUGAGAAGAUGUGAGUUUCCAGGAGGCAUUUCUAAGAGGUCAUCUUCUCCAGUGACAUCCAGGGCAACAUCUAAAGUGUAUCCACAGUCUCCAAAGAAUAUGAAGCCGCCAUACCCAGGGUCUCCUGUGAAGUACCGCUGUCCCACCUUUCCCAGCCAGGAAACACCCAAGAGGAAAGCAGAGAAAGAGAAGAGCAAUAAGGAAAGGGAAGGUGUCCUGGCUCAGCAGGCAGCUGGCCUGCAUGGAGAGGAAGCCCCAGAGAAGCAUGUGGUGGACAAGCAUGUCACUGAGAAGCAUCUUCUGGAUAAGCAUGUCACUGAGAAGCAUGUGGUGGACAAGCAUGUCACUGAGAAGCAUCUUCUGGACAAGCAUGUCACUGAGAAGCAUGUGGUGGACAAGCAUGUCACUGAGAAGCAUCUUCUGGACAAGCAUGUCACUGAGAAGCCUGUGGCCACAGGGAAGGCCGAGAGCAGUGGAGCCUCAGGAAAACCUACAGCAGGCACCACUGAUGCAGGGGAGGCUGCAAAGAUCCUGGCUGAAAAGAGACGACAGGCCCGCUUGCAGAAGGAGCAGGAGGAGCAGGAACGACUGGAGAAGGAAGAACAGGACAGUUAUGUUCUCAAAAGGCUGGAGAGAGAGGAAUUGAAAAGAAAGGCAGAGGAAGAAAGACUUCGCCUAGAAGAGGAAGCCCGUAAGCAAGAAGAGGAAAAGAAGCGGCAGGAAGAGGAAGAAAAAAGAAAGGCAGAAGAGGAGGCUAAGAGAAAGGCCAAGGAGGAGCUGUUAUUAAAAGAAGAGCAAGAAAAAGAAAAACAAGAAAAAGAAAAGCAAGAAAAAGUCAUGAUUGAAAAGCAGAAGGAAGCAGUAGAAGCAAAGGCCCAGGAGGCAGCUAAACAGAUGCGUCUAGAAAGAGAACAAAUCAUGCUUCAGAUUGAGCAGGAGCGACUGGAGAGGAAGAAGAGAAUUGAUGAAAUCAUGAAGAGAACAAGAAAGAGUGAUGUGUCUCCAGAAGUGAAGAAAGAAGACCCAAAGGUGGAGCUUCAGUCUGCUGUGUGUGUGGAUAAAAAGACAAAACCAAUUGUCCCGAACAAAAUAGAAAUAAAUGGAUUAAACAACUGCCAGGAAGUUAAUGGUGUGGGGCGCAGUGGCCCAGAAACUUUUCCCCGAGACAUUUUCUCUAAUGGGCUUAAACCAGUUGGGGGACUUGUUCAUCUGGACACCCUUGAUGGGAAAUCAAACAGUCUGGAUGAUUCAACUGAAGAGGUUCAGUCUAUGGAUGUGAGUCCUGUUUCAAAGGAAGAGCUUAUUUCUAUCCCAGAAUUUUCACCAGUGGUGUUUGGAGAACCCAUGAAGCUGCUAGUAGUCCAAUCCGAGCUGCCGGUCCUCUGAAGAAGCUUCUGUUGUCCUAAAUCCCUGGAUUCCAAAUUAUUAGAUCCAAAUGUAACUGUAUAUUCCUAGUUAGUAUGUCAAACUCAAACCCUGGCCACUCUUGGUAGAAACCUUGAAACGCUGGCCUUGUUGGGCUUUAGCAAAAUUUCAUGUUACAGAUCUAUUUAUGGGCUUCAGCGGCUGAUAAAGCGCUUCCUGUGCUACUUUAUUAUCGUAGUGCUCCUCCGAAUAACCCAGGUGGUUCUGUGUUGGAAAUUCACCUUAUAACUGUUCUUAUUCCCAAAGCUGGAGUACCUAAACAUGUAGAUGUCUUUUCCUGUAAAUAUUCUAGACGUUAACCCAGACUCUGCUUAAGCAUAUAUACUGAACUUGGGCUGCUUAUCUCCUUGUCUCUGUUUAGAAGAAGAAAUUCCAGAGGGUUUUCUCCCUUCUCUGAGGUUUCUUUGUUGGAAGUUACUAUCAAGAAGCUUUUUUUAAUUAUUAAGCUUAGCCAUCUGUAAAAUGUGUUGCCCCACAUUACUUCUUGGGGACCUAAUAGAGUAAGUCUGGUUGAUUAUGGAAACAAGCAGUGUGGGAUGCUUUCUGUUCACUUACGCAUUUUCUUAUGAUGUGGGCACCUCAGUCUGGCAAGGAUCUUGUCAUUGUUGAACCUUAAAAAAAAUCUCCCAAGCCAUCAAGCGGCUUUUGGACUGAAGGAAGUUUGAAUGAAUUUUGUGUCUCAUGCACAAGUGGUUGGUUUCCAUGUUGUUGCUAUUGCUUUUCUCUUGGAUCUUCAGGUCCUUGUUUGUUUGCUCCUGUGUUUGCUCAACUCUGAUGAAGCCACACACAAAUGAAAAGGAUAGUGCUCUGGAAUAAGGAGGCCCUGAACUGGACCCAGUAUAUCACUUUAAUAGAUUUCAGUAUAAAAAUAUCCGAACGGGCGACAAAUGACACUAGAAUGUAUACUCCAUGUGUUUCAUGCACAUUUUCAGAACACAUAUAAUAAUGUGUUUUCUUAAUUUUAUUUCUUGUGGUGAAAUGUGACUUUCAGAUUAAAAUUACCUUCUCUGAAACUUUUUUUGACUUGUACAAUAAAGCGUUUGGAAAAGAUCCAUAAUUUUGACUGAGGUUUGCAACAAGGAGAUAAAAAGAAGUCUCAAUAGUAAUCUUGUUCAUGUGCUUUUAAAACCCGCUACAGUUUAAGACUUUAUUAGUUAUGGAAACGGUGUAUGUUUGUGUAUGUGUAUAUAUUAAAUAAAAUACAUGCCUCCAGUAA